Messenger RNA from Haliotis rufescens (red abalone), 2162 nucleotides. RefSeq names its product cell division cycle 20.4, cofactor of APC complex-like. Gene Ontology annotation, cellular component: anaphase-promoting complex. The transcript has 8 exons. The coding region runs from base 184 to 1557 and encodes 457 amino acids. Lineage: Eukaryota; Metazoa; Mollusca; Gastropoda; Lepetellida; Haliotidae. Gene Ontology annotation, biological process: anaphase-promoting complex-dependent catabolic process; positive regulation of anaphase-promoting complex-dependent catabolic process; positive regulation of ubiquitin protein ligase activity. The record is from RefSeq and is a predicted model, not a curated record. Gene Ontology annotation, molecular function: ubiquitin ligase activator activity; protein binding; anaphase-promoting complex binding.
AAAGAAGCACGUGCAUUUGGUGUGGCACGCGCUGUGCUUGUAACAGGUAGUGUGUUAUUGUUCGUUAAUUGUACAGAAACUCUACCAUGGCCGGUCCUGACCUCUGGGUUGGUUAAACACACGUAAAACAAGUGCUCAGACUGUUAAUCAACGACAUCAACUAACACUGAAACUUUAUCAAUAAUGGAUCGUUGUGAAAACUGGUUUGGCAAAGGAUCUAUUCGAAACAGCUCUCAUGAGCAAGGGAACUUUAUGGACCGGUUCAUCCCCUAUCGACCAGAGCUCAAUGUGGAGAGCGCGCACAUGCAGCUUUUUGCUCGUAGCCCCAAUGGGAAGACUUUGCAGGGUGGGGUCGAAUCUCCAGGGGUGAAGGAAUACAGUCGGCGCCUGUCCGUGGUUCUAAAUGAACAGCACGGAAUUCUCCCGACCCACGGGUGUGGAACAACGUGCAACUCGCCAUGUCGACCCACGACCACAAGAAGGUCCUCUGCCCCCUGGAUGAUGGACCUGGGAGACGAGGUGUUCAGCUCCCCUGCCCCCCGGGCGGUCAAGCGUCACGUGGCCACGGCCCCGGACAGAGUGUUAGACAUGCCUGGCCUCAGAGAUGAUUUUUAUUGUAACGUAUUAGACUGGGGCCCCAACGGCUGCAUCGCUGUAGCGCUGGGAGCCAACACCUACGUGUGGAACGUCAAGAACGAGGAGUGCAAGCGACUUCGCCUACAUCUGCCCGAGCUAGACGACUUCUACGUGUCCUCCGUGGCCUGGAGCAAGGUGGGGGAGACGCUGGCCAUAGGGACGUGUCAGGGGGACAUUCUGCUAUGGGAUGCUACAAGUAUGAAAGUUGUCAAGAAUUUCCGAACACGUGACCACUGCCACGUGGGAAGUCUGUCCUGGUCCAGAGAUAAGCUGAUAAGUGGAUCGCGCAAGGGUAGAAUUUCAAUCUACGACCCACGUGACCCCGUGGUGUGCAGCAGUUUGAGUGGUCAUAAGCGUGACGUCACGAAUCUGAAGUUGUCCCCGGAUGAAGAAUUCCUGGCAAGCGGAGGGGAUGAUGGGAUUGUAAACAUUUGGAGCAUGCGCAACAACUGCGUCUACAGACGGAUUGAGUCGCACAAGGCCUGCGCAAAGGCACUUGCGUGGUGUCCAUGGCGACCAAGUGUGAUAGCGAGCGGGGGCGGUUCAAAUGAUGGCCACAUCCGCCUGUGGCACGUGCAUACCGGAGAAAAACUGACGGAAGUGGAUACGAAAUCUCAGGUGUGCAGCCUCAUGUGGUCGUCUGUGUGUCACGAGCUGGUGUCCAGUCACGGCGUGCCGAAUGCCGACAAGAACAACAUCCACCUCUGGCGGACACGUCUGAUGAAACUGGAGCAGACGACACGACUGCAGCAGCACAGCAGACGACCGCUGCAUCUGGCAAUCAGCCCCGACGGGACAACUCUAGCAUCCCUGGGAGCAGACGAGAAUCUCUGUUUAUGGAGGUGCUUCCCGUCGCCCACACCAAAGAGUUCUUCCUCCGAUCACGACUCGCCGCUCCAGCUCACCAAGUCCAUCCGCUGAACAUCAGACACCUCAACGUUGAAAACGUAAUCAAUAAACAUAAUUACUAUUCCUACACUCAUAGCAAAUGAAAUGGUAUAUGUCCACGUGUUUCCAUGAGACGUUGACCAAGAUGCGUGGCUUCAGAUUUCAUUGAAUUUUGAUAUGUUAUUUACAAUUCAUUUAAAAAGGUUUUUUUCAUUGCAUAACUUAUGACUGUUUUGUUUUCCGCGCUAUUUGUUUGUUAUAUGGGAAGAGGGGUGAAUAUAUUCUUCCUAUACUACUUCCUGUACAACUGUUAACAGGAGGUUGCGACCCUGUAGAGUCAAGAUUGUGCUACGGACAAAAUUAUUUUCGUUUGUAAUCUUUCAAUACCCAAUCCACUUUAACUACAAUGGAAUUUUGAUGGUUUGAAAUAUGUUGCAAAAUUGUUUAUUUUUGUUGUAUCACUAAGUGUUUCCCUGGCAGAUAUUCCUUUUAUUAUUGACCAAAAACUUUUUGUAUGUCCGCCAUUUGACGCAUACACGACAUGGUAGCUAGCUGUGUUGUUUGUUGUCAAAACUGAACAACGUUUUGUAAACUAAAUAAGAAACUAUUCUACGUUCAAUAAACAUCUCUAUUGUUAA